AUGGCAGAGAGCACUCCAGUAGUCAGUGGGAGCAAGGUCACUUUUAAAAUUACCCUCACUAGUGACCCGAAGUUGCCGUUCAAAGUGUUAGUGCUGUGCUGGUCACUUUUACUUCGUUCUGUUUCUGAUUAUGUGAUUUCAACACUUAAGGUCCCUGCGGCGACCUCUGCGAUUAUCACUAAUGAUGGGAUCGGUGUGAACCCUUCGCAGUCAGCUGGAAACAUCUUUUUGAAACACGGAAGCGAAUUGAGAUUGAUUCCACGAGAUCGUGUAUUCAUAGUUGAUUUGGUCAGGACCAGUAUGCAAUUGAGUCCAGCGCAAAGGCAGUUUAUCGGAAAAACUGUAAAUGUAUCUACCUUUGCCAUUCAGUGGGGAUUUGUUCCAUUCGUCGUUUAUCUUGGUUUCAGGAAAGGACCGGAACCGUUACCAAAUGGGCAGGUAUGUUAA
Molecule: messenger RNA, 447 nt
Organism: Angiostrongylus costaricensis
Lineage: Eukaryota; Metazoa; Nematoda; Chromadorea; Rhabditida; Metastrongylidae
Source: the annotation of a GenBank genome assembly